AAACAUUUGGCGCAGUUUGUGUUUGCUGUAGCAGUGUAGCAGCAAGUGUUGUGCAUAAAGUAAUAACAGUUAUAUCAAAUGGAUAUAGGAGCUCAGUCAUCUCAGAAGAGGAUAAAAAAGAAGAUAAAGCAUCCGAAUCCUUUGUUUGAAAAGUGGUUGAAAGAAUGGCAAGAUGAAGCUCGCGAGCGAGGUUCGGACAUACAGUACUGCUAUGCCAAAGCACUCAGGUCACUUAAAAAAUAUCCACUGCCUUUAAGGAGUGGAAAGGAGUGCCGUAUUCUGCAGAAUUUUGGUACAAAAAUUUGUGAUAUGCUUGAUCGCAAAUUAGAAGAAGUUGGGCACAUGCGUCCAGAAGAAUCUCCUGAUUUUCUCACUCAGGAUGUGAGUAUUGGUCCAUGCGCAUCAAAGCCCAAAAGUCAAGUAAGAAGAAAGUCAAAGUCAGCUGGGCAAACUGAACAGAAGACAAAGCUUCUUAAAUCAGCUAAAAAUAGAACUACUUCCAGAAGUGGUAAAUCACUAGAAAAUGGACUUAACCGUCCAGUUCAUGAGCUCUCACCUGAUGACUCGGAAGAUAAUGUAACAGACAACCAGCUUCCAAACUGUGAACAAAUAUCUUCAGGUUCUUUUGAAAACAUUGAAACAAAUAUGGUACAAAUAACAAGCACGUCUGCAUGUACCCAUCUAUCAGAUGUAAGGAGUUUGAUACAUAGAGAAGUAGUGAAUUAUGACGUGGAAAUUAAAAGAUGUGCAUCAGCUGUGAUUCCCACUUCAUCAUUCACCACAAUAACGCAGAAGGAGGAACAGGUAACGCAACUAGCUAGGGGAUAUAAUAAAACACUGCAGGAAGAAUGGAGGCAACUUGAUGAGCCAGUACUGCCUGCUUUAUCUACAUUCAAACUGCCUGGUGGAUCUUUUCGUAUUGUACUGCUUGUCGAUGUAUCUGAAACUACUGGAAAUCAUCUUAAACAAUCUCAAGGUGCAUUAAUUGCUGAAUUGAAACGUUUGCAAGUCAACGUUGAAGUUCGCCAUCUUAAUGUUGGAGACUUUGCAUGGAUAUGUCAAGAUAAUUCAAAGAAUGAAGCAGUUCUACCAUAUAUUGUAGAAAGGAAACGGACAGAUGAUUUUGCAAAAAGUAUAAAGGAUGGGCGCUUUCAUGAACAAAAGUUUAGACUUAAAAAAUGUGGUGUUCAGAAUCGCAUCUAUCUAGUAGAAAGCCAUGGAAAUAAUCAGCAUCUUGGACUGCCACUUAGUACUAUUGAGCAGGCUGCUGCCAACACACAUGUUGUAGACGAAUUCAUCAUCACAAGAACACCAGGGCCACUGGGAACUAUUAAAUACCUUAGCUGCGUCACCAAUUUUAUUACAAGGACAUUCAAGAUCGCAUUACCACUGCACUGCUAGAGAUGGCAUUUACUCUGUGUUUGUGCUUCAGUCUAGAUUAGUAACACCUUUCCAGUGUUGUUUGGUUACAAAUAUUGUAUUUUCUUUGACCAUGAUAGUUAGUCUGAUGGUUGUCUUGUAAGCCAAAAACCGGUUAACAAAAUAAGUUAAUCCUGUAGAACAUAUACAGUAUUGUGUUUUUCAUAUUUAUCUAGUUUUACCAAGAAGCGAUGGAAGAAUCAAUUAACAUAAGAAAUUGUGUACAAUAUUCAUCACAUUCUCUGUGUGUUGCAGAAUGGAGUGUAGGAUGCAGCCAUAAAAAUCUUUUGUACCUAAGCACUGAUCUCUAGGGAAAAAAAAGAAAAGAAAAAAAUCUUUAAGAAGUUGUGUAAACGGUUCAUAUGUUGCCAUUAUGUUUGUUUGAAGUUGCAACUAGGAUCCACAAACAUCAUAUAUCUAACUAAUUCAUGUUACAUAUUUUAGCACUGCUGCUUUUAAGUGUCAAGGGUAUAGUUGAGGAGAAUAAUUAAAGAAAGUAAGAAGAGGUCACAGCAAGAGCUUCUGCAGUCCAUCGCAUAUUGAAGUAACAUAUGAGAACCUAUUAGGAUUCACAUGCAGAAUUCACAGUUGUCAAUAGCAUCUGUAAAGAUCAGAGUCAUAUCCUAGCAACACUGGCGGCAUUGCCUGGACAUGGACUGAAUUUUAUACAAAUAUUAUGGCUGAAUAGGGACACAAUCCAGCUUUCCAUCCACAGGAUAGGGUGGUUGUGAGUUUUGUUCCACAAACUUUUAGGAAUGCAGUGUCCCCAUGGGAGCUGCAUUGUCUGCAGCACGUAGCAUUGCAGCAGACACUACUUGAUAACAUACAGCAUACUAAAACAACUGACAGUUGUAUUAAUGGUUGAAGCCCACAUCCAACUAGGUGAAUACCAUGCUGGUUCCCAUGUUCCACCUCAUAUACAUGCUGUGUCAGCAUAAGUACACAUUCUCAUACUUGCACUCGGAAUUUAUCCUAAAUG
Messenger RNA from Schistocerca serialis cubense, 2398 nucleotides. It is a transcript of the gene mus81, whose product is annotated as crossover junction endonuclease MUS81. NCBI's taxonomy places the organism in Eukaryota, Metazoa, Arthropoda, Insecta, Orthoptera, Acrididae. Gene Ontology annotation, cellular component: nucleus; Holliday junction resolvase complex. Gene Ontology annotation, biological process: resolution of meiotic recombination intermediates; double-strand break repair via break-induced replication; DNA catabolic process. The record is from RefSeq and is a predicted model, not a curated record. The transcript is spliced from 10 exons. Gene Ontology annotation, molecular function: 3'-flap endonuclease activity; crossover junction DNA endonuclease activity; DNA binding. Bases 79 to 1401 code for a protein of 440 amino acids.